Messenger RNA from Nymphalis io (European peacock), 850 nucleotides. It is a transcript of the gene CPH4, whose product is annotated as cuticle protein 1-like. Lineage: Eukaryota; Metazoa; Arthropoda; Insecta; Lepidoptera; Nymphalidae. The transcript is spliced from 2 exons. The record is from RefSeq and is a predicted model, not a curated record. Bases 90 to 578 code for a protein of 162 amino acids.
UUUCAAUAAUAAUCCACGCGUAUAAAAGACCUAGCCAGCAUGAGGACAACAUUCAGUAGCUCACGAGUAGUCUGACAAAGAAGUUCACGAUGAGAUUUCUGAUUGCUUUCGUUGCCAUCCUGGGCUAUGCUUCGGCUAGCGCCAUCAUCUCCCCUCUGGUAUACGGAGCCAACGCUGGUGACGUCCAGGCCGCGGCCAUCGACGCUACCGUAGCCGCUCAGGACACCGUCCGCGCUAUCGGUGAAGGCCAGGCCCGCGCUGCCGAAGCCGUCAUCCAGCACAACACUGAGGCAGUCCGUCAAGUCGCCGAGACUAACCGCAACAUCCACGAGAACGCUUACUGGGGCAACGUAGCCGCUUCCCAAAACCUCGUCGCCGCCGCUCAAUCCCAGGCCGCCGCCGUUGACGGUGCCGCCGCUGCAGUCCGCGCUGCGCACGCCGGUGCUGCCCUCCCCUACGCCGCUUCCUUGGCGUACGGCGCUGCCCUCCCCUACACCGCUGCUCCCCUCGGCUACGCCGCGUACGGAGCUUACGGUCUCCACGGUCUCCAUGGUCUCCACGGUCUCCACGCUUGGUAAUUUUCCGAUCAUAGCAUCACUUAGAUAGUGAUGUCGUCGUUCGGGAGUUGCCUCGACCAUAGUUGAGGGGGCGUCCGAACACGGCUAGCUGUCGAUGGCAAUGUUUGUGUUUACCAUAGAUAUUGUCAUCCCAGCUAGUCUUCCGAUCACCUCAUAGUAUCAAAGGUACCCGAUUGCUCAAUGAAAACACCGCAAAGGUCUCAAAGUAACUCUCUUUGUAAAUAAGCGAAUCUCAUGCCAUCACUGCCAAAGUGUAAAUAAACACAUUUUUA